Vanrija pseudolonga is the source of this 1610-nucleotide messenger RNA. It is a transcript of the gene SCS7, whose product is annotated as Ceramide very long chain fatty acid hydroxylase SCS7. The record is from RefSeq and is a predicted model, not a curated record. The coding region runs from base 327 to 1424 and encodes 365 amino acids. Gene Ontology annotation, molecular function: fatty acid 2-hydroxylase activity; heme binding; iron ion binding. The transcript is spliced from 4 exons. Lineage: Eukaryota; Fungi; Basidiomycota; Tremellomycetes; Trichosporonales; Trichosporonaceae. Gene Ontology annotation, biological process: fatty acid metabolic process; lipid biosynthetic process. Gene Ontology annotation, cellular component: endoplasmic reticulum; membrane.
GACAGUUCGACCUUCUUUUGCUUCAUAAGUAGUACUGGCGGUCAAUCUCUUCCUCGGCCUCUCCCCGCGUUCGUCCUUGCUCCUCUUGGCCAUUGCGAUCACUUCCGACAAGUCGUCGAUCCUCCCCUUCUCUCAUCCUUAUCACUUCUUCUACAUAGACCGCACUCGGUCUUUGUCGUUGUCGUUGUCGUCGUCGUCGUCAUCGCCACCGCCUCGUCGACCUUUGCAUUCACACUCGGUCAGCUCGGUCGGGUCACUCUCACUCCUUCCACACCCACAUCCCUUUGACCCCUUCGACCACCACCCACCACUUUACUCGCACGACAAUGUCCCAGCCGCGCAUCUUUGCCCCGGCCGACGUCAAGAAGAGGGCCUCGCGUAAGGCUUGCUGGGUUACCAGUGAGAACAAUGUCUACGACAUCACCCCCUUCCUCGACGACCACCCAGGAGGUGAGGCCUUCCUCCUCCAGUACGCUGGCCGUGACCUCGAGGAUGUCAUGACCGACAAAUUUUGGCACGAGCACUCGCCUUCGGCAUUCGAGAUGCUCGAGGACUUCAAAAUUGGUGUCCUUGUGCAAGGGGAGUCGACAGUCUCUGAUGACUGGGUGCCUGAUGAGAACUUCCACCCCGACGAGACCAACACCAAGGCCGACUUUGACAAGAACAAGUUCCUUGACCUGUCAAAGCCCCUGUUGGCACAGGUGUGGAGUGCUCCUUGGUCCAAGGAGUACUACCUCGAGCAGGUCCACAACCCGCGCCAUCUGAAGGAGUCGGCUCGUCUCUUCGGCUAUGACUUCCUGGAGGCUUUCACGCGUACCAAGUGGUUUGUGGUUCCCCUGUUCUGGGGUCCCAUUACCGGCUUCCUCUUCUACCUCUCGCUCCUCCAGUUCACCGACUCGUCGAUUGUCGCUGGCGACAUCCUGCAGUGGCCGCUGCCCCGUCUUCCCACUGUGGCGUCUUCGGCGUUCGCCAAGACCAUCCCUUGCUUCCUCCUCGGCAACCUCAUCUGGACGCUCCUCGAGUACGGCCUCCACCGUUUCCUCUUCCACAUCGACGACUACCUCCCCGACGCCAACUGGGCCUUGAUGCUCCACUUCCUCCUCCACGGUGUCCACCACUACCUGCCCAUGGACCGUCUCCGCCUGGUCAUGCCCCCUCUCCUCUUCUUUGUGCUCGAGACCCCGUUCACCCGUCUUGCGCACCUCAUCUUCCCCAAGGCGGUCGCCAACGGCAUCAUCGCCGGUGCUUUCACCUUCUACAUCCUCUACGACUGCAUGCACUACGCCCUCCACCACACCCGCCUUCCUCAGUACCUUACUGAGAUGAAGCGCUACCACCUUGCUCACCACUACAAGAACUUUGAGCUUGGCUUUGGUGUCACCUCGAAGCUUUGGGACUGGUGCUUCAACACCCUGCUGGUGUAAAUGACGAUUGUCAAGAGAAGGGAGGUGAACUGCCGUUCGCAGAUCCUUUCCCCGACUCCAAGGAGCACCUGUCUUUCUUGCUUCAUCCCGAUUACAGUUAUAGAAAAGCAACCGCUCUCAGGCAGGUGCCCAUUCCUGUAGUGGCCCCUGUUGCGAUAGAUACCAAUGUAUGUGGAUGUGUAUAGG